Candidula unifasciata is the source of this 1968-nucleotide messenger RNA. The record is from the annotation of a GenBank genome assembly. Lineage: Eukaryota; Metazoa; Mollusca; Gastropoda; Stylommatophora; Geomitridae.
AUGUGGGUCCCGUGCCGGCAACAAGAAACAAACAUGGACAGGUUGCGGAAAAGAAUUAACGAGAAAUAUGGAGUGAAUUUGAACACAUAUCAAGAGUUUCAUCGCUGGUCAUGUGACAACUAUGCUGAAUUCUGGGAGGAAGUGUGGACAUUCACAGACAUCAUUCACUCCAAGUCAUUUGAAGAGGUUGUCAAUAAGAAAAAGUCCAUUUCUGAAAUCCCAGAAUGGUUUCGGGGAAGCAGGCUGAAUUUUGCUGAGAACAUCCUCCGUUUUGAUGAUGACAGAGUGGCAGUAUAUUCAACAGGAGAAGGACGGAGUAGUGUAAGAAGGAAGACACAUAGAGAGUUACGACAGUCUGUUGCAGCUUAUGCCGCAGCAAUGAGACAUAUGGGUGUUCAGAAAGGGGACAGAGUGGUGGGUUAUAUACCAAACUGCACUGAAGCAGUGGAGGCCAUGCUUGCUGCUGUUAGUAUAGGAGCUAUCUGGAGCUCUACGUCACCUGACUUUGGAGUUGUGGGUGUGCUGGAGCGGUUCACACAAAUUCAGCCCAAGCUGAUCUUCAGUGUCAAUGCUGUACACUACAAUGGCAAAGUUCACAGUCAUAUUGAGAAGCUUGAGCAGGUUGUCAAAGGUUUGCCAGAGUUAGAGAGGGUUGUUGUAAUUCCAUUUGUUGAAGACUUCCAUGUAGAUCUGACCAGUAUACCUCUGAGUGUGUCACUGGCAGAUUUUUUGCAAGGUGCUACGAAAGAUGGGGGAGUUCCUGAACUGAGUUUUGAGCAGGUGCCCUUCAACCACCCACUGUAUAUCAUGUAUUCAUCAGGAACAACGGGUGUUCCUAAGUGCAUGGUGCAUUCUGUUGGGGGUACACUAAUCAAACACUUGGAGGAACAUGUCAUACAAGGAAAUAUGGAUUGCAGUGAUGUUCUUCUUUAUUACACAACUGCUGGCUGGAUGAUGUGGAACUGGAUGGUGUCUGCCCUGGCUGUAGGAGCUUCUAUCUUGUUGUAUGAUGGAUCUCCACUGGUGCCUCACGCAAACAUUCUUUGGGAUUUGGUGGAUGAAAUUGGGGUAACAAUUCUGGGGACUGGAGCCAAAUGGUUGUCUGUGUUGGAGGAUAAAGGAGUACACCCAAAAACCACACACAACCUGCAGUCGCUGAAAGCCAUCCUGUCCACUGGCUCACCUCUGAAACCCCAGAGCUUUGAAUACGUGUACAGGGACAUCAAAUCUGAUGUUUUGUUGGGAUCCAUAUCUGGAGGUACAGACAUCAUUGCAUGUUUUAUGGGCCACAACUGGACUGUGCCUGUGUACAAGGGAGAGAUCCAGGGUUUGUUUCUGGGCUGUGACAUGCAGAGCUGGGAUGAAGCAGGGAAACCAGUGUACAACCAGAGUGGGGAACUGGUGUGUCUGAAACCAUUCCCAUCCAUGCCUGUUUACUUCUGGAAUGACCAAGAUGGCUCCAAGUACAGAAAGGCCUACUUCAACAAGUUUAGAGAUGUCUGGGCUCAUGGUGAUUUCUGUCAGAUCAAUUCCAAAACAGGUGGAGUCUUGAUGCUGGGUCGAAGUGAUGGUACACUCAACCCAAAUGGUGUGCGUUUUGGAAGUGCAGAAAUUUAUCAAGUUGUCGAGGGCUUCAAGGAAAUCCAGGACAGCGUGUGUGUCAGUCAGAGAAGCCAGGAUGGACUCGACGAAAGGGUUGUUCUCUUCCUGAAGAUGGCCCCGGGCAGUGAGUUUGGUGAGAACGUGGUCAACAGUCUCAGGACACACAUCCGCACCUACUUGUCGGCCAGGCAUGUCCCUGCAGUCAUCCUUCCAAUCGCUGACAUCCCUUACACAAUCAGUGGCAAGAAAGUGGAAGUUGCUAUCAAACAAGCCAUCUCUGGCCAAGAGGUGUUACAGAGAGGAGCACUAGCAAAUCCAGACAGCAUAGAUCUCUACUACAACCUCCCAGAGCUGCAAGGGUUUUAA